Molecule: messenger RNA, 4892 nt
Organism: Aphanomyces astaci
Lineage: Eukaryota; Oomycota; Saprolegniomycetes; Saprolegniales; Verrucalvaceae
Exons: 5
Coding region: 71-4783 (1570 amino acids)
Cellular component (GO): cytoplasm
Molecular function (GO): phosphatidylinositol-3,4-bisphosphate 4-phosphatase activity
Source: RefSeq, a predicted model, not a curated record
GUCUAGGCUUGUUCGGCACAAUGGGUGGGCGGCGGCGGCGGCGACGGUCCUCGCCUCCCUAUUACACACGAUGCUGCCGAUGGUGGCACACGCACAGGACAGCACAUGGACUUGCGCAACAUGCUGUGAAAACAAUCCAUUAACGCCGGCCUUGGCAUGCUGCAGCCAGUCGAGCGACAACAGCGUUCCGUACGGUGGGUGCAUCGGCCUACCUUGCUGCAAACCAGGACGGUUGGACUCGGACAAGUUCUCGUCCCUGUACCUGUGGAAGCCAUGCUUGCCGUACGUGGGGUGCCAAGGAAAGGACAUGUGCAACGAGAAUCAAAGCAUCGCCAAAUCCGCGUCGCGACUAUCAUAUCCCUCCGACCCGAGAGGAGCGUCAUCGUGGACAUGUACAGAUCCGUGCUGCAGCACCGUGACAAGGGACAACACGUGGCGGCAAUUGCCGUCACCUUCAUCGUUCUCUCCGUUGUAUUCCUCGUUCAUUCCCAACCAACUCAACGCCCAUGUGGUCGUCACGUUCGACAUGCAAGACCUCCGCCGCGUCUUCUUCGUCAACGACGAACCCAGCGCCACGUCGAUCCAGCAAGUGCUCCUCCCGUUGCCGACGGACUGGACAUGGAACGGGAACUCGUCGACCUGCGGGAUCCAGUCCCACGACGCAUCUGGAAGGGUCACCUUGGGCCCCAUGCUGUCCACACAUUGCAAUAUCACGUUGAUGGCCAGCCAGCCGUACGUUCUCGUCGACGCCAACACCCCGUCGGCGCUGAACGCGUCCGUCUUCUCCGUCCACUUGGUCAACCUCACUAGCCCUCGUGGCAUGCUAGUGCCCCAUGAACCUCCGAAACCUCUGCAUUUCAUCGCCAAGUUGCCCAACGUCGAGUUCCGAGUGUUCUCGUCGGUGCUGCUCGUCGAGUCGAUUCAACCGGGCGUGUUGUCGGAAGGCAUCUUUGCGCCUGAAAACGUCCUGCCGCAGGCCGUCGGCAACGCAACCCUUCGCUUCACAACGUCCGUGGCCUUGCCACGCGGCACGAUCCUCCGUGUCAACUUUAGCCAAAGCGGGUUCAACUUUAUCGACUCGCAGUGGUGGAUUGGGCACCAGACAGACAACAGCCCAUCGGCCUCCUUCACCCCGUCGGUCGUGCCUGCAUCGUCAUACGACGACAAGACCAAGGUGUGGCUGUUGCCGCUGCCGCUGCUCGUGGCCGCGCGCUCGUCCGUGCAGCUCCAAGUCGCCCGCGCCCGCAACCCCGAGGCCGCGUUCAAGGACUCGUUCGCCGCGAUCCCGAUGGACGCCAUCGCCCCCCCGUCCACGUUUGUCGUGGCCCAGGGCACCGUCACCGCCACAUUGGUUCGCGACGUGACUGCGUCGCCGCCGUCAAGUCCGUACAAUUGGAUCUCGCUCGUGCUGUUGAUGCUCAGCCUCACGUUUUGCCUCGUGAUGCUGUACAAGCACGGGCUGUUCUGGCACCCGUGGCACCCCAUCGCUUUGUUCAGCGACUUGACGGCCGUCGCGUCCGUGGCCGGCCUCGUCCUCGGCGUCGUCAACAAUGCGCUGUGGAUCUCGGGUGCUAACAACUUCACCUUUUUCUACGUGAAAACCGGCGUGUCCAGCGUCGCGUUUACCAUGCUCUUGUCUGUGUGCGUCCACUGGGGCACGGUGCUCAGCCACCGCGUGCGCAAGCUGCCGAUCGCGGCGCUCGUAGGCGCGUUUGUGCUCCUCAAUGGCCUCUUUUACACGUUUCAACUGGUCGUGGGGCUGCACCAUCACGACGUUGUCGCCCAAGUGUACGGCGCCGAGCAGUCUGUCAACAUGCUCGCCCCAACCUACCCCUGCAAGAACGGCCCGACGUUUCAGUUUGUGUUUUCCGAUAUCCAGCCGUACUACACCCAGUGCUACCUCGGCCACUUGGGCUUGCCGGACGUGCACUUUUUCACGUGGUUCUCCAACGCCACGUACUCAAUGUUUGCGCUGCUCACUUUGGGCAUUCUUGGCCUCGGCUACAUGGUCAUGCAGAAAGGAUCCAAGAUUUUGCACCUGAUUUCAUAUUCGCGGCAGCAGAUCUACCUGAUGAAAGCGCUGCGCCUGUACACGGCGCUCGUGGCGCUUGUCACGGCCACGUACCUUGUCGCAUUUUCGAUGCAGUUUGUCCAAGUGGAAUUGCCCUACUAUUGGUGGUACCUCACCACGGUGUGGCUCCCGCAGUGUAUCCCCCCAUGCUCGUUUAUAUUUCUUCAAUGGAACUCGGCCACCAAGUCGUUACGAAAGGAAAACAACUCGGAGCGAAGUGACACGGCGGAGGAUGCGAUGGUGGCCACGCCGCGCAUCACAACGUACGACCCGUCGACAACAUUAACCCUCUCGAGCAAGUCGAAUGCCCACGACCGCCACAGCCUCCUCCAUCCCGACCCUUUUGCCGUGUCUUCUCUGACGACCAACGACACGUCGUCCACCACUGAUGAGGACGAUUCCGCGGUCGUCGUCGGGCUGAGUCUACGUCUGGUGCUGCCGGAGCCCCUUCCCCAUGGCUGCUACGUGGCCAUCGAGUCGCAGAGUCCAUUGGACUCGAAGUGGAUUCGCGUGGGCACUACCGAGACUUUGACCGCGUCCCCCCCCACUACUUCUACUAGUAGUAGCAGUAGUAGUAGGUAUGUCGUGAUGUUUUUGUCCGUGGUGCCCGUGCCCGCGUCGUCCGGCACGGUUCGGUUCCUCGUGUUUGCCGCGCGGGACCCGUCGCAACGAUCGAGUGACUCGGACGACGUGUCAUUGAAUAAUGACGACAUGUCGGUGCAGUACCAAGGCAUCGUGGACGGGCUAGAGUAUCUGGACGACGACGCGAGCGAUUCCGACUACGAACAAGGCGGCGGCGAUGACAACGACCCCCUGCUGCGACUGCUCCAGCCCCCGGAUCGAUGUGUGGCGUCGUUUUCUGUUGAAGGAUGUUUCGACUAUUACGGACACUCGACGACGUUAAGAGCUACCCACAGUCGGUUCCAGUCUUCUGCUGCAUGCCACCUUGUUGUGACGGUGGUGCCGUGUCGUCGUCGUCCGUCGUCAAACGACCAGGACAUGACGACGAUGGUCGCGACGUACCAUUUGCAAGACGUGUUGGUCGUGGAAACGUUGACUGAAAGCGAGUACUCGAAUUCUAUUCCAGGGCAGUACCUGGACAUUGUGCUCGCGCGCCGCACCAAGGCGUACUUCCAAGCCAGUCGCGAGUUGGACCAGUUUCUGGCCAUGGAACACGCUCGACUCCACCAAGGGGUCACCGCCGCCGCGGGCAUGGGCUCGCUGUACGAGAACCUGCUGGAACAGAUCCAAGGCGAAGCGGACCGAAGACAAUGUCGAGACUGGCUACAAGCACGUGUGACAGUGCGCAAGGCAUACGUGAGUCACCUGCGACGAUGUCGCCAUGCGACGUGGGCACGAGAACAUGCCACGUCAUGUCCGAAUCGGUUCAAAGGCAGUUUGCUCAAGAAACAUGUCGAGUUGGCGUGCAUUCCGUUGAAUUUGCACUUGCAGACAAUGCACGUUGCCCCAAAACCUUCGAACCUCCCCCCUUCCAACCUUUAUCCCCAUCGCAUUUCCCAGCUACAUGACGUUUGUUUGUACGACACGACGACCGUGGGGGCGUUUGCCGCCCACGUGUACGAGUUCAAGCAAGGGGGGGUGUUUUCGCUGCGCCAGGAAGCCAGCAAGUGCAGUAUAUCGGGGGGGAGCCAGUCGUCGUCGUCGUCGUUGUUUCCCACCACGUGGCAGUACUUGUCGCAGGUCGAGCGCCGCCGCUGCGACUUGGAGUGGACCGUGCACACCCGCCUCGACGUGUGCGUGCCCCAGGCACUGGCGGCCCUUGCGACAGCGUUGACGGCGACCCUACGUCGGCUGGUGCACCAACCGCUGCAGUUUGAGCGCCUGAUCCAGCUGGGCUUUGUGUUUCACGUGGAGUCGCUGCUCAGCACGUACGGCGCCGAGCUGGGCAUGCUGGAAGACAUGAUGGAGGCCAUGCAAACUGUGGGCACAUUCCGCAUCCUACUCGUGCCCCAUGCCGACAAUGCCAGCGACACACAAGGACAGGUCGUGGAGAGUGUCGACUUGUACACGAACGUGGACGAUGCCGUCGCCGGCCACCGCCGCCACGACCACGCCAAGUCGGACGACACGGACUUUGUGCUGCGGGUGGUCGUGCGCAGCCGCGGCAAAGUGCUCAUCCCCAAGCGCUGUUUGGUUUCAAUCCAUCCGUUGUUGUUCAACGUUGGCAUCAACGACAAGCAAUCGCUAGCCAACAUGUCGAUGGCCGCGUACCCGAAGAAGCUGCAAGACCACAUCAAUGACUCGGCCCUCCAGCGCCUCAAGUCAGUCGUCGCCGCCUUCUGCGACCUCGUACCCGCCGACACGAGUGCCCGCGUGCUGCUGCAGGAGCUGACCGACGCCGUCCACGUGAGCAAUUCCGGACGCCGCAAACACCCCCAAGUGCUGCAGGCCAGCUCCCGCCUCGUCCGGCACUUGGACGGCGGCCGCGUCACCGUGUGCACGAGCGGCAAGGACCGGACGGCCAUGGCGGUGACGUUGGAGCAAGGCAUGCUAUUGAGCUGGCACCACGACUUGGCGCUGGAGAACGUCCCUGACAUGGUGGCAACCAUGCGAUCCAGAGGGGUGCGCAUUGAAAAUUGCCGCAAAAACACUGGCCGACGCAAGUUUGCCUCAUUCAACCCACUGCAGCGAAGCAUGGUGCCAGAGCCGUACCGAUGCCCCCCCGAGACGGGGGGACGCCACCUGUCGUGACCAAUGAUAUCGUUCGAUUCCUACCAAUCAGCGAUUGCGUUGAGGACGCCGCAGUAUUAUUCUUAUUUAACACCCCAAUAUCUAAAUAUUAUUUAUUCGUGCAAAAAAG